CAAURUGUUAGCGCAUCUUACGUCAAAAUGGUCGAGUCAGCUGGAGCGAGAGUGGCGCCAAUAUUUAUAGACAGAACGCCGAAAGAGAUUGAAAAGUUAUUCUAUUCUAUAAAUGGUGUGGUAUUCCCAGGCGGCCAUGUUAUGCUUAACGUUUCAAGAUAUGCCACUGUGGGCAAGCAAAUAUUUGAACUGGCAUUAAAGUCUAAUCGAGAAGGACGAGUAUUUCCCAUCUGGGCAGAAUGUCUAGGGCUAGAAAUUAUUAGUCUUAUAGCAUCGGGUUACGGCUUUGCUAAAGGACAAUACGACGAGCGGCUUCUAACAUCCAAUGACGCAAGGAACUUUAGCACAACUUUAAACUUCCACAACCUUGAAACAAGUACAUUCUUUAAAAAUACUCCGAGACGAUUCAUACAUUACAUGGAAAACACACCAUUUGCUUACAACAAUCAUGACAAGGGGAUCUCACCACAGACAUAUCGUAAAAUAAAAGGACUAUACAGCUUGUUCCGCAUCACCACCACUUCAUACGACAGAGAGGGAGUGGAAUUUAUCUCAACAUUAGAAGGCCGUCGCUAUCCAUUCUUCUUACUUCACUGGCAUCCAAGCAAGGCACAGUUUGAGUGGUCCAGAGUUCUUAACAUCUUUCAUUCUGCUAAAGCUGUUGCUAUAUCACAGUCAUUGAUAAACGGGUUUGUCAAUCUAGCUAGCCUUAAUGAUCACAAAUUUGCCUCGAUCCAAGAAGAGGAUGACGCCUUAAUCUACAAAUACACCACGACAUAUACAGAGCCGCUUGGAACAUCAAUGCAAAUGUACUUCUUCAAAUACGACCCUAAUGCUGUCUGAGGUCCUAUGUCGGCAAAAGCGUAACCCAAAUUUUCCUAUUGUAAUUUUCCUCGUAAAGAUUUUCGACACCGGAUUUCUCGAGAACAAUAGUCCACUUUCAAGAUAUGCUUGGCUUGUCACACACAAAGGUCUCAUUGUAAGUGUAAGACUAGUGUUCAUAAUGUUCGGUGAUUGGUGACAGGAGAAAAGAAUGCAUUUAAUUUAGCACAUAGCCUCGCAGUGAAACCUCUGUGCGUGAAAAGCGAAGCAAAAAUGGGCUAUUUAUUUGGAAGUCGUUUUGGGAUUCAAAGCUCAGGAAGAGCUUUCGAA
This is a messenger RNA of Actinia tenebrosa (Australian red waratah sea anemone), 1152 nucleotides long. Its product is annotated as gamma-glutamyl hydrolase. The record is from RefSeq and is a predicted model, not a curated record. Gene Ontology annotation, biological process: tetrahydrofolylpolyglutamate metabolic process. Gene Ontology annotation, cellular component: vacuole. Gene Ontology annotation, molecular function: gamma-glutamyl-peptidase activity. NCBI's taxonomy places the organism in Eukaryota, Metazoa, Cnidaria, Anthozoa, Actiniaria, Actiniidae.